UGAAGUGAACAAACUAAAGCCCAAAAGAGAUAAAUUAAUUUUUCAUUUUGUUCAAAAGUCUCAGCAGAGAGAGAGAGACGAAGAUGAGCAGAGCUUCCAGUCUCUUUCAACUCUGGCAGAUUCCUCCAAGCAGAAUACUAACUAGAAGCUAUAAUGUCUCCAAAGGUUCCAAAGGGGCAUAUAUGAUACAUGGUGCCAACAUUUAUCCACCUUUCUGUUCAUGUAAGAACAUGCAAACUACUUCAUAUGAAGGUGUGAAUACCACUGGAAGUUAUGUGCCCACAAUUUUAGUUGAAAAUGAAAGAAAGCAAAAGGACAAAUCAUCAGAGCAAUUGGAAAGAAUCGGGGCAUUUCAGAAGCUGCCUAUGGUUAUGCCUUCUGUUGAUAUUCUUUAUUCAGCUCUAAAGAAGGCCAGGAGAGUUUUUCCAACUACGGGUAUUGCCAACAUUGCAAAACGAGAGAGAAAUAGAGGUGCGAAGCAACUUGAUGCGCUGAUGAAGGAACUAGCAGUUCCCUUAAGGACUUACUUGGAGAAUUUUCCAAAGAAAAGUAAUCUUCAUCCUUACGAGCGAUCUCUUAUUGAAUUGACUCUUGGGGAUGGAAACUAUGAAGAGGUGUUGGGCAAGGUCGACUCUCUGAGGAAGAAGGUGGUAUCCGUUGGAAAGGAACAUGCUUCUCUCUGUGCAAAGUCCUUAUCUAAGCGAGAAGCAGAGGAACGACUAAGUGAGGGCAUGAAGAGAGUCGAAGAGAUAUUUAAUCAUGGUGGGAAGGCAGUUGAUGAUUUGUUAAACAUUGCCAAGACUUUGCGGGCAAUGCCAGUGGUUGACCUCGAAACGCCAACACUUUGUCUUGUUGGAGCUCCAAAUGUGGGAAAGUCAUCUCUGGUUCGUGUACUCUCUACAGGGAAGCCUGAGAUAUGCAACUACCCUUUUACAACCAGAGGAAUAUUAAUGGGUCAUAUUGUUUCAAACUAUCAGAAUUUUCAGGUGACAGAUACUCCUGGUUUGUUAAAGAGGUGUGAUGAGGACAGGAACAAUUUAGAAAAGUUAACGCUUGCUGUUCUCUCUCAUCUGCCAACCGCAAUACUUUACGUUCAUGAUCUCUCCGGAGACUGCGGGACUUCUUCUUCUGAUCAAUUCAUCAUAUACAAAGAAAUAAAAGAGAGGUUCUCUGACCAUCUGUGGCUCGAUGUUGUAUCCAAAUGUGAUCUAUUACAAGAUUCUCCCGUGCUCUUCAUAACAGAAGAUGCCGAUGAUAAUGAUGUUGAGCUGUUGAAGUACCGGAAAUCGGGACCUGAUGGGGCCUUGCAUGUUUCUGUAAAAAACGAAGUAGGGCUGAGUGAGUUAAAAGGUAGAGUGCAAGAGCUGCUGAGUUCUCAGAUGGCCAGGAUUCAAGCUCAAAAAAGUGACCAAGCAGUCGGCAAAGUUUCACUUUUAGAGACGGGCUUCUGAAUGCGUACAUUGUGUCAAAAGCUUCUUGCAGAGGUACAACUUCCGGAGUACGAACUCGACAUCGGCAAGGAAGACGAACUGGAUGAAAUUUAUUAGUUUGCGAGGAACCAAUACCUGAACAGCAUGCAGAUUUUUGCAAAUUCAAGAAUCACCAUCUUCUUCAGAGUUAGGGAGGAUUUGAAACAAAGGCAAAAACGUGAGAUAUAGUUCGUUGUUGAGAUAAAAUUAGGCAAGUAAUACAUAUAAUAUGUUGAAUAUUGGCUCAAUUUGAUUUGAGUUUUGUACUUAGAAAUUUUUGUUUUUCUAAUUGGAGCAAUUUUGACCUGUAGAAAGGAGGAAGAUGUUUGGUAACUGAUUUGGAGGGAAUAAAACCAGUUCUCCAAAAAAUGAUGUAUCUGGUUUAUUUACACAUGUUUUGGUUUUCUUCUUUUUGUUGCAUUGAUGGAUAGCUAAUGGCAAUUUCAGUGUGAGGGAAAGAAUAUACACAACUACAAAGACGAACCCUGUGGGCCGUAAUACUUCUCAAUGGCUUUCGAACAUAGUCUCACCAUUCUUACACCCAAAAAAAAAAAAAAAA
Morus notabilis is the source of this 2028-nucleotide messenger RNA. RefSeq names its product nucleolar GTP-binding protein 1. Gene Ontology annotation, cellular component: nucleolus. The transcript is spliced from 14 exons. The record is from RefSeq and is a predicted model, not a curated record. NCBI's taxonomy places the organism in Eukaryota, Viridiplantae, Streptophyta, Magnoliopsida, Rosales, Moraceae. Bases 84 to 1451 code for a protein of 455 amino acids. Gene Ontology annotation, biological process: ribosomal large subunit biogenesis. Gene Ontology annotation, molecular function: RNA binding; GTPase activity; GTP binding.